AUGUUCCAAGACCUCUACGCUAAAUGUAAAAGAAAAUAGAAAUGUAUUUUUAGGACACUAAAGUAGGAACGUAGCUAGUUGCCCGCUUACUCGUUCGUGUGUCAGAAGACCGUUUACUCUUAAAGGCGAUGAUAAACACAUUACACAUGAAAAUAACUGCGUUUUUAGAAGCUCGGUGACUGACCAGCCUUAGCUUUGAUAUCCUCGUUAACGGCGAGCUAAAAAGUUGACUGGGUCAGUUAACUGUAGUUUUUUUUAAGCUAACGUUAGUAACUUUUUAGGGCAUUUUUGGUAGAAAAAGCAGAGAUUAGUGUUUGAAGCGUCAACGCUCAUUGUGUCGUUUUAUCUUCGCCUCUGAUCAUUGGUAUUAUGCUAUCGAUUGGUCAACGGUUCAUAUUUAAUGUUAGCUAGUUUUAGCGGGUAAAUAUUCAUCCGUUAGUGUCUUAGCGUUUUGUCCGCCUCAGCCAUGAUUAAGUUUUUGUCAGACGAAGUGAAGGCACAGCUUCGUUCAGGCAUUGCUAUUUGUUCUCUUCAGCAGUGUGUCGAGGAACUUGUUCUCAAUAGUAUUGAUGCUGGCGCAACCUGUGUAGCAGUGAAGGUGGACGUAGAGGCUUGCAAGUUGCAGGUAGCAGACAAUGGCUCCGGAAUGGACAGGCAAGACUUGGAUAAUGUGGGGAACCGAUAUAGCACUAGCAAAUGUAGCUGUGUGGAGGACCUGGAGAACCUUAGAUUUUAUGGGUUUAGAGGAGAGGCUGUGGCAAGCAUCGUCUCUCUCUCUGGUGUGGUAGAAAUAUCAUCAAGGACCAAGCUUUCCAGAAAGACAUUUGUCAAGGUCUUUGACCAUGGACAGAGUGUGGAUGUAUUUGAUGCUGAGGCAGCCAGACCAUCUGCAGGUACAACAGUUACAAUUUGCAACUUCUUUCACAACAUGCCUGUAAGGAAGAAACGUCUUGACCCUGUGCUGGAGAUGGAGAGAAUCCGACAGAGGGUUGAAGCCAUCUCUCUCAUGCACCCGUCUGUAUCCUUCACAGUAAAGAAGGACUGCACAGGAACCAUGCUAGUACAGUUGUCCAAAGUGAAAAGUCCAUACUAUCGUUUUGCUCAGAUUCAUGGCCUAGGGAGGGCCCAAAAACUUUGUGAAGUUACACAUUUGUAUGGACAGUUUGAAAUUGAGGGACACAUUGGCCGCGAGGGUCACUAUAACAAUAACCAACAAUAUCUGUUUGUGAACCGAAGGCUUAUCCUAAAAACAUGCAUACACAAACUACUCAACUCCUUACUCUCCAAAUGUAUGGCCCUCAAUAAGCACUGUGGCAGCACCACUGGCUCCCAGGGUACUUCCAGCCCUAAAGAGCGUGUGGGAGGAGAGCUUCAUGGGGUGUAUGUAAUCAACAUAAGCUGCAGUUAUUCAGAGUAUGACAUUUGUUUGGAGCCAGCCAAAACACUCGUUGAGUUUAAAGACUGGGACAGUCUCCUGUGUUGCCUAGAAGAGGGUGUCAGAAAGUUUCUCACAAGGGAGAGUCUACUGGAGGUCAUGCCUGAAGACACUCAGGGCUGUCUGAUUCCUCCUUUGGUUUGUCAACAGCCAGUGUUUUCUGACAUAUGUGAGAAAAGCAGUCAGCUUGUCUGCAGUGAGUCUGUUGGGGGGAAGGCACUGGCUUCAAAACCUGUUCACAGAAGAGUUGCUGUAGAUUUCACUGAGAGGGGCAGAGAUUCUCAAGUCAAGGAUGCCUCAGAAGGUGAUAUGGAUGCUAAAGCUGCGCUUGAAGUUGAAAUGGGAACAAAACUAGAACUGGCUUUGGAGACACCCUUUGAUGCAGUCAGCACCCCAUCAAUGACUCACUCAAAUCUGCAACUUAGGCAAUGUAAUUUUGUCUCUAAUUCAGUGUCUGUUAGUUGCAAAGAUACUAUCAAAGGUAGCAUGACAAAUCGAGACCAUGAACACAAGGCAUGUAAAGGCUUCUUAAAAUGUCCAGAGUUUAAGAGUAACAAAGUAAAAGGAGCCAAAGUAACCAAUCCAAAAGCUGCUGUUGUAACCAAAGUAACUAAUCCAAGAGCUUCUGUUUUAACAAUCCAACAAAAUUCAUUAAAGAGAGAAAUGUCUAGCCACAUUUGUAGGCAGCAUGACAUUGCACCUUCAGUCUUUCAAGUCACACCUGGUCAAAAACUGGCUUUAUCACAUGUAGCUAGCCCUCUGGACAAAUUUAGAAGAAUGUUUGGUGAGCUAGAAAAAAACGAACAUCAGCCUUCAGAUGCGUGUAGCAAUCAUGUGGCAUUUGUCAGUGAUGCAGCCUUGCCAGUUGAAACGGAUGCAUGUGUGUUUCAUGGGAGAAGGCAACACAGGCCAAACAACUCCCUCCCCUCUGUCCAAGGUUGUACAUUAAAACUACACACAUUCUCAGAUUGUAGAUCAAACAAGAUAAGUAAAAUAUCUGUAGCCACCAAGCUUUCUCAUUUGAAACAGGCAAAGAUGGAAGAUCGUGAUUCUACUACUGAGGACUUGCUUAAUGUCAUCAGAAAUGCAGACAGCUGUACCUGGAAGAUAUUGCCACAUUCUUCAAUACCAAAUAUGAACAAUAGAGAGAAAACUUUGGACAACGGCCCUCGGUACACCCUAUUUCCAAAUUGCAAAGAAGAUUCCCCUUACACUCCUAGAUAUGUUGAUGAUAAAACUACAGAAACCCCUGACGUGUCAUAUUCAUUAUUAGGCCCCUAUCAUAUUGGUUCCUCCUCCAAUACCCACAACCUUCUAACAGCAGCCCCACCUGCUACCUCUGAGGACCUAAACCCCAUAGAUGUGUGCAGUGCAGCCCCACCUCCUACCUCUGAGGACCUAAACCCCAUAGAUGUGUGCAGUGCAGCCCCACCUGCUACCUCUGAGGACCUAAACCCCAUAGAUGUGUGCAGUGCAGCCCCACCUGCUACCUCUGAGGACCUACACCCCAUAGAUGUGUGCAGUGCCAGGACAUAUUCCCCCACUGACGAGUUUAAGAAUCAUGAGGAGAUCCUCCUUCCAUUAGCUGCCAGCUCAAAAUGUGAAGGACCUCACACGGAUGAUGAACAGCAGAGAAACUUGUCUGACACCUGGCUGGCACACUAUGAUUACUUUGCUGGAAAAGUGGUUUACAUCAACAGAUUGACAGGACUCAGCAAAUAUGAUGCCCCGCCAGAGGAAGAGACAAAAGUGGCCUGCAUAGCUGACAACACUGCGGUCCAUGUUGUUCCUCAAAAAGGGUUUGAGUCAAAGGGGCACCUCCUUCAGACCAAGGUUAUAUUACCUUUUCUCUUCAAGUCCAGAACCGAACGGGUGUUGAGCACAGGAAUAGGCGACAGAGUUGAUGCUGAAGCCACCAAUGCUCUUGCACUACUGUUCUCUGCAUGGAAGAAUCCAGUCUUCAUACAGCCACCAGAUGUGGCUAUGGAUGUGACCAGCGGAGAGGCAGAGCAUCUUCCUGUGCGACUACACAACAUAAUGUUGCCAUAUCGUUUUACCAAGGAUAUGAUUCAUUCUAUGAAGGUCAUUCAUCAAGUGGAUAAAAAGUUUCUAGCUUGUCUCAUCAACACAGGAAACCAGGGACCAAAAAGCCCAGAAGUAAGUGGAGCGAGUCUCCUGGUGUUGGUGGACCAGCAUGCAGCUCAUGAGAGAGUUCGAUUAGAGGGUCUUGUGGCAGAGUCGUAUGAGGACGAUCCACAGCAGCUGGACCAAAAGAAGCUUUGUUCUUCUGUUGUGUCACCACCCCUUGAAGUGGGCAUCACGCAGGAAGACCUCCGACUCCUGAGGUCCUGCCAGCAUCUUCUCAGUUGUCUGGGACUGGACGUGGAAUUCCCUCAGAGUGACAAGUUGUGUGUGCUGUUGCGGAAAAUUCCUGCAUGUUUCCUGGAGAAGGAGAACACCAACCUACGGCGCGGCAGACCAUCAGUGGUCAAAUCUCUGGUAGAGGAGUAUCUUCGAGAGCAGAUUAAGCUGUUGCACUCCUCGAGAAGACUGCAGACCACCCUACCGCUAACAGUACAUAAUGUACUAGCAUCUCAGGCCUGUCAUGGAGCAAUAAAGUUUAACCAUAGCCUAAGCCAGGAAGAAUGUCAUAGUCUGGUGAGGUCCCUCGCUACCUGCCAGCUGCCAUUCCAGUGUGCUCAUGGCCGCCCCUCCAUUGCCCCCAUCGUGGACCUCCAGCACCUGGACAAUGAGCAACAGGACACUUCAAAACCCAAUCUACGGAAAUUGAGAAGAAUGUCCAACGCCUGGCUACUUUAUGGGAAGGAACAUACAAGUACAAAAAAAAAAUUAUAGCUUUUGUCAUGCUGAAAGUACAGCUUUUAUUAUAUUAACUGGAUUAAUCUCUAUUUAUUAUUACUCAAUAUGUACACUAUCUACAAUGGUGGAAAUCUGAAGCAUUGUUUCAGAAAUAAACCAGUUGUCUUUGUUCCUUUAA
Clupea harengus (Atlantic herring) is the source of this 4433-nucleotide messenger RNA. It is a transcript of the gene mlh3, whose product is annotated as mutL homolog 3 (E. coli). The transcript is spliced from 12 exons. Gene Ontology annotation, molecular function: ATP hydrolysis activity; ATP binding; ATP-dependent DNA damage sensor activity. Lineage: Eukaryota; Metazoa; Chordata; Actinopteri; Clupeiformes; Clupeidae. Bases 467 to 4291 code for a protein of 1274 amino acids. Gene Ontology annotation, cellular component: mismatch repair complex. The record is from RefSeq and is a predicted model, not a curated record. Gene Ontology annotation, biological process: mismatch repair.